Messenger RNA from Prorocentrum cordatum, 2982 nucleotides. The record is from the annotation of a GenBank genome assembly. NCBI's taxonomy places the organism in Eukaryota, Dinophyceae, Prorocentrales, Prorocentraceae.
AUGGCGCCUCCUUCUUGCGCGUCGGUGGCUCAAGCAGAGCGCCCCGGUGCGACCGCGGCGCUGGACGAGAACUUGCCCCAGUUCAGACCAACGAAGCAGACCAAACCGGCCAUCGGACGACGACAGCCGAUGGUGCACACGUUGGGACUCGCCCUUGCCCUCGGCCUCUGUGCCCCGGGGCGCGCUGCCCUCCUGCGAUCCAGCGAGGCCAGCGAGUCGGAGCGAGCCGUGACGGCGGCCACCCUGCGCGCGAGGGUGGGCUACAUGGUGCAGGGCAUGCUGGCGAGAAAAGACACCACCACCCGGCACAUUGCGAAGACGUUGCACAAGAAGAUGAAGCUCAGGGAUGCGCUGCCACUGCUGGAGGGCAAGCUGCCCAAGGAUGUGACGUCCUUGCUACACAUGGCAAGCGAUGAGCACGCGAAGGCGGGCGGCCAGUUCAGCGAGGUGUCAUUAGCGAAAGCCCGCGCCUAUUUGAACAACAUGAUGUACGACGCGUGGCUUCAGCUGGACCAGAUCGAGGUCGACUGUAAGGAGUUCGAGGAGAGCAACCGCAUGGUGUUCAGCCAGGUGGUGACAGACUUGGAACACUUGGGCUCAGACCUCGCCGACAAACAGCGCAUGAAGGCCGAGGCCGAAGGUGGCACCGCGGACAUGCAGACUCGGAUCAACGGCUUGGAGGGCUCCCUGGAUACGUUGAAGCGGAGCUUCCAGUCGACGCGCGAGAAGAACGCAUAUGAGCUAGCGCUGCGCCAGGACGACCAGGAUGUCUUCACCGCCCUCAUGCAGCUGUCGAAGUGCCCGAACGCCUAUGGAGAUGACACGUACUCCUUCGCACAGUCUCCGAUCUGCCUCACGGACAACGGCACCCAGGUGGAGGUGAGCAACGCCUCCUUGGCGGCGAAGCUGAAUCGAUCGCCACGGGUGCAGAAGGUGCUCCGGGAAGUCCUGGAGACCGCUGACUCCCAGGCGCCCUCGCUGCUGCAGAUCGAUCAGGCGCCCCCGCCGCAUAAGGUCAAGCAACCAAGGGGCGGCUCGAGGAAGUGCCUCAACGGCAUCGUCAAUUGCGGCUACCUUCACGACCUCAUGGCGCUGGAGUGGGGCAAGUUCAAGGACCUGGUAGACGAGCUGACGUACAUCAUGGAGCAGAACCGCGACGCCUACGAGGGCGAGAAGGAAAACAUGAACGAGCAGAUUGCUACGCUGAGGGGGAACAAGAUGAAGUUCACGGAGAUGCUGGGCGAGGCCAUCUCCGAGAUCAAUUCGAUCACGUCAGCAACGCGCGAGAAGCAGCAGCAGCACCGGGACAUCGAGCGUGCCUUCGAGAUCAAGAUGGCGGACUGCAAGACACACAUGAGCGAGAUCCUCUACACGAACAUCUGUGGAACUCGGACCGUGCGCAACGCACUGAUGCGGUACAGCACGGUCUCGCCCACGCCGUCGAUCAGGGACUGCGACGUGACGGACUGGUCGGCGGGGCCUUGCACCGCCGACGGAAGGGGCAACUCAUUGGCAGUGGACUGCGACGAUAGCUGCCCAAAAGACGUCGGGGGCGUCGACGUCGACACGUGUGGUGGUUUGAAGCAUCUUACCAGGCAGGUCAUCAUCUCCCCGAACUCUUUCGGCAUGGCGUGCCCCCCGCUGUAUUUCGAGCGCACGAACGGGAGUGUCGGCAUGAAGUGCAACCAGUUCCACUGCCCUGUCCACUGCUCCAUGUCCCAGUGGUCUGGCUGGUCCGGAUGCUCCAAGGAGUGCGGGGAAGGCGUCCAGGGGAAGACACGUUCCAUUCUCGUGAGGCCCAAGAACGGUGGGACGGAGUGUGACACCACACUCGAGGAGCAGCCGUGCAACACGGGUUCGUGCGACCGCGAUUGCACGCUCAUGCCGUGGACUGAGUGGGAGCCCUGCUCGAUGGCCUGCGGCGGCGGCAUCCAGGAGCGCGUUCGCAAGGUGGACAUCCCCAUUCGCGCGAACGGCAGGUGCCCAGGGCCGAAGCAUCCUGACCGCUUCGAGAUGCAGCAGUGCAACACCCAGGACUGCGUUGGCGACGAGAUCUGUAUCGCCAGGCAGGACCUGGUCAUUGCGCUCGACGGCAGCGGCUCCCUGAAGCAGGAGGGUUUUGACAUCGUCAAGGAUUUUGCCAUGAACCUCACGAGCAGGUACCAGAGCAUGUACUACGGUGUGGAGGACAUGCGCAUCGGGUUGGUCUUGUUUGGGAACGGCGAAUACUUCGACAACGGCACCGUCGCGGCGGCCCUCGAGGUAGUCCCGAUCACCAGCGACAUCGAUUCCGUCAGUGCAGCUAUCGAAGGGCUGCAGUGGCAGCGCGGCUUCACCAACGUGAUGCAGGCCCUCCAGGCGGCCGACAACAUGUUCGCGGACGGCCGGGAGGACGCACAGAGUGCCGUGAUGAUGAUAUCUGACGGCAAGUGGACCGACGCGUACCGCACGACCAUGCUGGCAACGGCGAUGAAGGACAAGGGCGUGCAGAUCUUCAUGGCCCCGAUCGCCGAGAGCACGACGCAGAAUCUGGUAGUGCUCAGGGGCUGGGCGAGCGAUCCGUGGGAGACCAACUACGAGCGCAUCCCUGGCCUCACGGCGCUCGAAAACAACGAACCAGAGUACGCCCAGAAGUUGUUGGUGAAGUUCUGUCCCCGUGCGUUCUCGCCGUCGGCCAAGUUGGAGGCGGAGCAGCAGCAGGGCUACCUCAAGAUCCGUGAGAAUGGCUACCCCUCCGACAGCUGCGGCCCGUGGAGAGUCAUGGGCACGUUCCGCUCCGUCCAGGCCUGCAUGGAGAAGGUGAGGGAUGCGGGCAUCCUGGCCUUCGCGUACGAGGAAGGGGGUUUUUGGGCGGGGACCUGCUACUCGGAGGCGAUGGACGUCACCGAUGACUUGUGGAACCAAGCACUGGCUUCCCGCGUCGACCUGUCGUGUCCAGGUGGCGCCUGGGUUGUCAACGAGAGUGCCCCCCGGACAUCAUGA